This is a messenger RNA of Scleropages formosus (Asian bonytongue), 1777 nucleotides long. Its product is annotated as V-set and transmembrane domain-containing protein 2-like protein. Gene Ontology annotation, cellular component: membrane. The transcript is spliced from 4 exons. NCBI's taxonomy places the organism in Eukaryota, Metazoa, Chordata, Actinopteri, Osteoglossiformes, Osteoglossidae. The record is from RefSeq and is a predicted model, not a curated record. The coding region runs from base 286 to 930 and encodes 214 amino acids.
GCGGGCGCGAGACGCGCGGCGCGAGACGUCCUCUCCCAGCUGAGCGCAGAUCUGCAUCGCGCGUCGCUCCUGGAGGGACGCGGGAGAAGGAAGCCAUUCGCGCCACAGAGCAGCUCGCAGCUCCGCGCACACACUCCUUCUUCUCCUCAGUCUCCCGGAGUGGCUUCUCGUCCACAAGCAGAAUUAAUCUUGCGGGACGUGGCUGAUCCUUUUUUCUUUCCCUCCCCCGGUGUUUCCUGCCUGAUGUGAGGACAGCCGCGGUCCGGGAGCACGACGAGAAAAGCGAUGGGUGCCUUCGGAGCGCUAGUAGGGAUUUUGCAUUGCAUGGGACUCUACGUUCAACUGAGUGCCUCUUCCAGACAAGGUGGGCACGGCGAGGUGGAGAACCGCAUCUCCGGAAACGCGUUCUUCACAGAAGUGCCCCAUGACAUCAAAACACAGAGCGGGCAGGAUGUGGAGAUGGCCUGCUCCUUCCGUGGAGCAGGGUCCCCUUCCUACUCGCUGGAGAUCCAGUGGUGGUACAUCAGGAACAGAGAAUGGACAGACAAGCAAGCUUGGAUGACUAAUGAGGUAGUGGCCCAAGAUGAGAUGAUAACAGAUGCUACCAAAAUAAGUGUUGUAAAAGUUGCUGGAAGCAACAUUUCCCACAAGCUGCGGUUGUCCAGCGUCAAGCCAUCCGACGAGGGCACGUACGAAUGCCGGGUCAUUGACUUCAGCGACAGCAAGGCCCAGCACCACCGGGUGCGAGCAUACUUGCAGAUAGAAUCUGAUCAGAGCUCAGCCCUCCGUGCUCAGACAGCCAACUUCGGGGCCCACCCGUCGGAGCACACCCAGCACCGGCCAUCGCAUAGCCACCAAAAAGGGGACAGGAAGCUGAGGGAGCCCUCAGCUGGCAACCCCACUGACUGCACUGAUGGCUGUGUCCUUUAGAGCAGCUCUUAGUCGAUCGCCAGAUGCCGCUCUGUGUAUAUUGUACAAUACCGCGGGAAGAAAGAGUGCAUGUUCUAAAACUUUAUAGGAAGGUUCUUCAUUUAUUCAUAGAUGCACAGUUACAAUGAAAUUGUUUUGCUUUUGCCUAAUUCAUUUAUUUGCAAUUCUUUUCAAGUUUCGUGGACACUAUGUGAAACAAUUUUUUAAUUCUCUCUGUGCAUAAUUUCUACUUUGCAGCAUGGCAUACGGUUUUGCUUUCUCCAUAUUUUUAUGACAGUAAGCAGUGGGGUCUGAUGGGAAAUUUGUUAUGUAGCUCAUUGUGAAAGCUCUCGUUCGGUAUCUGCAAAGGAAGAUUUUCUUUCACGCACCACAUUUUCCUUGAUCCUUGGCAAACACAGUUAAAAGCUGCAGUCAUUUAAUGUUUCAUGCUUUCUCACAAACGAAAUAUCUAUUAAGCUUUGUGAGCAGUAUGUUUGGAUGGUUCUUUUGUUGUUUCUACAUUAUGCCUUGAUGUUUUGUAUGAAUAUGUGUAAAGACAAAUGUACGUUUUUAAACAAAACUUCUAGAAUGUUGACUCAACCAUAAAUGUAUGCCUUCAGUACAUUAAAUGAACUGUAAAUGAUCCCAAACCAAUACUUCUGUGUCUAGUGUUAUCUUUGUAAUAAUAAUGCAAUUGUGUAUUUCAUAUUUUCAACUUAAAUGUAAAAUGGUCUUGGUUUGAAAGAGAUGCCUAAAUAAGAUUUGGUUCAUUUGUUAGAGGUUUGAUUACCGUUUCGUUUACCUUACCUUCGAGUGUCUCAACUACUUAGACUUUCGGAUUUCACAUCUUUGACAACGUGAGUCAUAG